GGAGAGGGAAAAAUGAAGGUGGUCUGGCUUCCCAAUGCCAUCUCUUUUGCCUGCUUAGGAGUUGUGCUGGGCCGUGGGGGUGGUGCCAUCGGCCAUAUGCUGCUGCCCUUCCGUCUGGGCCUGGGAGGUCCCAUCGGUUCAGGCCACCAGUUCUUCCCUUGGAUUCACAUUGGGGACCUGGCAGGAAUCCUGACCCAUGCCCUUGAAACAAGCCGUGUGCAUGGGAUCUUGAAUGGAGUGGCUCCAGCCUCCACCACGACUAAUGCUGAGUUUGCCCGGGCCUUGGGUGCUGCUUUGGGCCGCCCAGCCUUCAUCCCUGUCCCCACCUCUGUAGUGCAAGCUAUCUUUGGGCGGGAGCGUGCCAUCAUGCUGCUGGAGGGCCAGAAGGUGGUCCCCCGGCGGACACUGGCCAGUGGCUACCGAUAUUCCUUCCCAGAGCUGGGGACUGCCCUGAAGGAAGUGGUAGCAUCGUAAGUAGGGAGGUUCACAGCAGGAGGUGAGGCUUGUGCCCAGUAGAUACUGUGAAUAGGUGCAGGUGAUUCUUAGGGAGGCUUCUCCCACAACUUUCUUCCCCAUUGUGCUGUUGCUCCAUCUUAUUGAGAAACUCCACAGCUAGUCAUGAAGUUCAGACCCUGACCUCUUCAGCUCCUUGUAAAAGAAUGCCCAAGUCUGGUUUCUCUACAUGGUUGUCCCAAUUCUUUAAGUUAUAUAGAGACUGCUUUGCACUUUUGGCAAUAAAGAUAAAUUAUCUCACUA
This is a messenger RNA of Dipodomys ordii (Ord's kangaroo rat), 756 nucleotides long. RefSeq names its product epimerase family protein SDR39U1-like. The record is from RefSeq and is a predicted model, not a curated record. The transcript is spliced from 2 exons. NCBI's taxonomy places the organism in Eukaryota, Metazoa, Chordata, Mammalia, Rodentia, Heteromyidae. Bases 13 to 474 code for a protein of 153 amino acids.